This is a messenger RNA of Drosophila innubila, 2952 nucleotides long. Its product is annotated as choline/ethanolamine kinase. The record is from RefSeq and is a predicted model, not a curated record. Gene Ontology annotation, cellular component: cytoplasm. Gene Ontology annotation, biological process: CDP-choline pathway; phosphatidylethanolamine biosynthetic process. NCBI's taxonomy places the organism in Eukaryota, Metazoa, Arthropoda, Insecta, Diptera, Drosophilidae. Gene Ontology annotation, molecular function: ethanolamine kinase activity; choline kinase activity. The transcript is spliced from 8 exons. Bases 485 to 2062 code for a protein of 525 amino acids.
CAAACAAAAAGUGAUAAGAUAAAGGAAGAGUAAACAGAGCCGCAUACAUAGCUCUCUCAUGCAAAAGCUCGAUCGCAGUCGCUGUUGAAACUUGCGCGCGAGUGGAUGUCGAAUCGGCAGCAGAGUCAAAAGUAAAACCGUUAAACAAACAGAAAUCGAAACAGACAAACAAGGCUAAAUACAAAAAAUAGACAAAAAGACGUACAUACAUAUACUGUUUUUAUAUUAUUAUUGUAAUUAUAUUUAGUACAAAGUGGCGUCGCAGUGUAUAACAAAAGUGUGAGUGAGUCGUGAAUAUAAUUGUUGUUGUUCUCAGCGAAGCGAAUAAAUACACCCAUAAAUAUUAGUAUAUCAAAUAGGAAAUAUACAAAUACCAUAUUUCUCUUACGUACAUUCGGACAAUACAACGCAAUCGACCCGUGAACGAGGACGAAGCAACAGAGAAAGAAAGAAAUACAUUGAGAGCGAGAGUGCACGCCAAAAGAUGUCUAACAAUUUGCAAACGGCCACACUUGAGGAAAUUCGCCAAGCAGCGUCUCGAAUUUGCCGCGACUAUCUAACGGGACGUUGGAGGGUGGUUACCCCCGAGCAACUUGUGGUAAAACGCAUCAGUGGUGGCCUAUCGAAUUUCCUGUAUUACGUAAGUCUACCCGACUUUGAUGAUUUCGAUGAGCAGCAACUAUUGGAGGUAGAUCAACAACAACAACAACAGCAGCAGCAAGGAAAUGUCAUCAGCAAAGACGUCAUAGCCACAUCAACAUUUGCUAAGAAUAGCCAAAUAUAUAAAGAGAGCGAUGAGGCGCCUACGGUGACAACACAAAUUGCCCAAACUGUUGUUGUGGGCGGUGAGGAUGAUGACGAUGUGGCGCUGAGCGCCAAACAGGCAAACAAACGUCGACGUUUCGAUAGCGACAGCGUCGAUUCGAGUUUAUUGAGACGUCUACACACCCCAAAGCAGGAGCCACGUGAGGUUCUGCUGCGCAUCUAUGGACAAACCCAUGGCGAUCACGCAUUGGAGAGCAUGAUCACCGAAUCAGUUGUAUUUACGUUGCUCAGUGAGCGCAACUUUGGACCCAAACUUCAUGGAAUCUUUCCCGGUGGACGCAUUGAGCAAUACAUACCGGCACGCUCCCUGGCGACAACGGAGUUGGGCGAUGCUCGAAUUUCAAUGAAAAUCGCAGAGAAAAUGGGUGAAAUACACAGUCUUAAUAUACCCAUGUCGAAGGAGCCAGAUUGGAUCUGGAACUGCAUGGACCGUUGGCUGGCCAGCGUUGAUAGUAUUGUCAAGGGAAAGAUUGAGUCGAAGCCUAAUUCGACAGUACUGCAAAAACAACGCGAAUUAAUGCGCACCAUUGACUAUGUAAAGGAGAUGGCUUGGCUGCGAUCGGUGAUCGAAACUAGAGCCUAUCCCGUGGUCUUCUGUCACAACGAUCUGCAGGAGGGAAACAUAUUACUCCGACAGUCGAACAGCGGACGGGAGUCGCGUUCUCCUCGUGAAUCCAUCAGCAUCUUGAGAUCGAAUUUUGAUGAGACUCUGGGUGAUAGUUUGGAUGGAAACAGUAAUUUGGAGGCAGAUGACAACAAAUCGCACAGUCCUUCGCCCUGCGAUGAACUGGACACCACAGAUGACUCAGCAUUGGAUGCCAGUUUCACAUCGGAUCAUGAGCCGGAUCUCAUUAUCAUUGACUUUGAGUAUUGCGCCUACAAUUAUCGAGGCUUUGAUUUGGCCAAUCACUUCAUCGAAUGGACUUUUGACUAUACAAAUCCUCAAUUCCCAUACUUUUAUCACUACAAGGAGCAAUAUUCUACGGCUCAACAGCGUCGUGACUUUAUAAUCACCUAUCUGAAGAAGUAUCACGAUGAUGAGCAAUAUGAACCCACAGAACAUGAGCUUGAUACUGUCGAUGAGGAAAUACAGUUCUUCACAAUGCUCUCGCAUCUGUUCUGGAGUCUUUGGUCGGUGGUUAAUGUUACCUCUGCCAUUGAAUUUGGCUAUUGGGAAUAUGGCAUUGCGCGCAUUUUGGAGUAUCAGCAACUGAAGGCAACCUAUUUGGCAAAAUGAAAUGAUAUACUGGCACUUGAGGAUCAUUUUCGAUAGUGAACAUCAUCAACAAACCGCACUUAAUCGAAUCGAAUCGACGCGUACUUAAGUGGCCUUAUCUUUUUAACACCAAUUUAAUCAGGAAUCUUAUUUCCAGCUUAACUAUUGCUGUUGACAACUAGUUGAUAACACUACUUCAAUAUACGACAUGGACCUUAUGUACUGUAAACUGGGAAAAACAAGGCCGUUUACUUGAUAUGAUAUACUAUGAUAUAAUAUGGUAGCCAAUGUUUUUUAGAUACAUGUAGCUACAAUUAUAUUAUUAAUAAUUUUAUAUAAUGCUGAGAAGAAAAGUCAAAAUAACAAUUGCAGCUGUGAUUAUUGCGUGAGUUAAGUCGACAACAAUUUUACUAAGUUACGAUUGUUGUUGCUUUUGGAUGAACAGAAAUGGGUAUACUUCCAACAACAGUCUCAUCAAAGUAUUAAAACAGCACCGCUCUAUCUAUAAAUAAUAAUAUCAAGCACUUCUUCUUACUCGGCUCUAUUAUUCCUUGCAUUUUCACCAAUCUGUUCGAAUUUAUAUCUUGUUCGAAUUUGUAUUCGUAAUUUCCAGAAAAAAUCAUUUUCGGAUUAGAGUACUAUUUUUUGAGCAAUGUGCAUUGUACACCCGAUUAAGAUUUCUUCUAUUGCAUUGCUAUUCGAUUCUUUUUUCGUAUUCCUUAAAGAUUGUUUAACAAGUUUAUAGCAAAAAGCAGCAACAAUCAAUAACAAAACAAGAACUACAACAACAAAAUGUGUUUUUAUGUACCUACCCAUAUUCCUUAAAUGAAUUUAGUUAUAUAUAUGUAAUUAGUAUUUAGUAUUCUUGCGUCUAUUUUUUAAUGCAAUCAAUAAAUAAAUAUUUAGUUGAA